Molecule: messenger RNA, 918 nt
Organism: Carya illinoinensis
Lineage: Eukaryota; Viridiplantae; Streptophyta; Magnoliopsida; Fagales; Juglandaceae
Exons: 1
Coding region: 19-711 (230 amino acids)
Source: RefSeq, a predicted model, not a curated record
CACACGUCACCAACCCCGAUGCUCUUCUCUCUCUCUCUCUCUCUCUCAUAUAAUCUCAUCAACCUUUCAAGGCCCAGACCUAGUCCUCUCUCUGUCUCUCUCUCAAAAGUCUCAGCAAUGAAGAAGCUUUACCGCCGUGGGAGCGUUCAUCCGUCGCCACCGAUCAUCUCCGACCACCUUUCCUUACUUCCUGCGACGAUCUUGACCCUCACGGCAGCUCUCUCACCCGAAGACCGAGAAGUCCUGGCUUACCUCCUCUCCUGCUCCAACAGCUCUGUCAACUUUGACGGCCGCCGUAGGACCAACCACCAUAAAGGCAGCGCCGAUCAUCCUCCGCAGUUCAACUGCAACUGUUUCCGUUGCUACACCAGCUACUGGGUAAGGUGGGACUCGUCGCCCAACCGGCAAGCGAUACAUGAAAUCAUCGAUGCUUUCGAGGCCGAGCUAAUGGCGCAUGGUAAGAAGAGCGGGAAGAGUAGGAAGGAGAGGAGGAAGAGAGGCUGUCAGAACGGGUCGGCUGAUUUGAAGCGGCUGGAGGCGAGUUCGGUUAAGGACGAGUCAAGCGAGACGGACUCGCUGGGUGGAGAUAGUAGCAAUAGUCUUCAUGAUGGUGCCGAUGGCGGUGAUGGAGAAGAUGGGUUCGAGAAAGGGUCUGUGAGAAGCUUUGUAAGUUUCAUUGGGGAGAGGAUAUGGGGCGUUUGGAGCCAAUGAAAAUUGAGAGGGAAAGUGAAGGAAAAUGAAGCAAAAACAACCAAAAAUAAGGUGGGUUUAGUUCCUUUUGGUUUUCUAUAUAUAUAAUCUUUUCCACUUUUUUUUUUUUUCUCUUUAUUUUUGUAUAUUACCCUUUUACAAUGUGAAAAAUGGGGACUGUAAUUUUGGAUCAUCAAGAGUUGGCCUAUUGAAUUUUCUUCAAAUUAA